AUGUCAGACUUGAACAACAAGGACACACCUGUCCAAUCUAGUCCAGACAGCAGUACAAAUAAUACCAAUGCUAGCACAACUAACACCACCACCACUACCGCCACCAGCACCAACAACAAUAGCAACAACAAGUCUUCUAGUCCCGCGGUUACCACUACUACGCCGAGAUUGACCCAACAGCAAUUACUUGAAUUGACAAACAAAUUUAAGGAAUUGGUUACAGAAGCUAAAAGGGUAGGAGAAACUACACAGAGAGGCAAAGAACUUUUAAUUCAAGCAUCAAAGAUAAAAAAUAUUUAUGAUAACUAUACAAGGGCCAUCAGACAGAGGCAAGAUAUUCACAAAUCUAAUAUUGCAGCCAAUUCUUCGCCUUCACUUUCAUCUGGAUCUGGGUCUGGAUCUGCUUCUGCUUCUGCUUCUACUUUGUCCACUAAUAAUAACAAUAACAAUCAUAUGAACAUCGGUACCCCUACCUCAACGGUUAAUACUCCUACCACGAACAUCAACACUCCAACUUCUAGCUCCAAUAGUAACAACAACAACAACAACAACAACAACAAUAACAAUAAUAAUAAUAAUAAUAAUAAUAAUAAUAACCAAUUUGCCAUGUUAAUGAGACAAGCAUUGACUCCAGAGCAAAAUCAACAGUACGAAAAAUUAUCAAUUGAAUUUCAAACAAGGGCAAGAAACAUUAGAGAGAAACAUAAUUUCAUUAAACAAAAUAUUGACACUUUAACACAAGAGAUUAACAAACUGAGUGAUUUAGAAACAAAGAAACAACUAGUUGAGAAAAGAUCCGAAUUGCUUAACACUCUAAGACAGUUAAGUCAAGAACAUAACAAUUUAAGGAUACAGUUUCAAAAUGGCAGAAAAAAUUUUUAUAUAGAAUCUGCUAAAAACAACCCUGAUUUACAAAGAAUUUUACAAAGAUCAUCCCAGCAAGCCACCCAUUUAUCUCAAGCACAAAAUUCAGGAAUUACACCACAACAACAACAAAAAACUCAAAACCAAUCGAUUUCAAAACAAGAUAUUGUAUCCCAACCAAAUUUACAAACAAAGAAUGAGAGCACCGAUAACUCUAAACAACAACAAGUACAAGCCCAGGGACAAGUUGACUCAUCAGCAAAAUCCAAUAGUACUAAUGAAACACAAAAUAAGAGUGCCACAAUAAAAUCUCUAUCCAAUAACAACGUCACUACUAAUACGAAAACUGACACUCAAACUGCGCCUACAAAUGAUAAGAAUAAUAGCACGAUUAACAACACAGCAACUGUUAAGAAUAAUAAAGCUAAUAAUAAUAGCAACACCUCAGCUCAAGUAACUAAUGUCAAUGCAACUGCUGCUACCAAUGUAUCAUACUCUACCACAAAACAAAAAAUAUUCAAAACUUCAGAACCAAAUAUUCCAAUAACAGAAAACCUAACUACAAGACAACCAAAUGCAAUAACAUAUAAAAUAAAUAGACCAACCAUGAUGGGUGGUUCCGCCAUGAGCGCAGCUUCUUUAAACACACCAGUAAUGACAAAGAUCCCACCUUAUGAGCUAGAUACUGAGAGGGUAAUGUCAAAGAGGAAGCUCAGAGAAUUAGUUAAAGCCGUAGGUGUAGAUGAAGGUGAUGGUGAAACUGUUAUUGACGGUGAUGUAGAAGAAUUACUCUUGGAUUUAGCAGAUGAUUUUGUCACUAAUGUCACCUCCUUUGCUUGUAGGUUAGCAAAACAUAGAAGAUCUGACAAUUUAAAUGUCAAGGAUAUUCAACUUCAUUUAGAGAGAAAUUGGAAUAUAAGAAUUCCAGGCUACUCUGCGGAUGAAAUCAGAAGUAUUCGGAAAUGGAACUCAAGUGCAGUUUACAAUCAAAAAUUGCAAGCUAUAAAUACUGAAAGAAACCAUAAAGGUCUAAGCAGUUCAGGUAAAAUUACUAAGAAAUGA
This is a messenger RNA of Arxiozyma heterogenica, 1926 nucleotides long. RefSeq names its product Taf12p (gene TAF12). The transcript has a single exon. Gene Ontology annotation, molecular function: protein heterodimerization activity; TBP-class protein binding; DNA binding. Gene Ontology annotation, biological process: DNA-templated transcription initiation; RNA polymerase II preinitiation complex assembly. Gene Ontology annotation, cellular component: SLIK (SAGA-like) complex; SAGA complex; transcription factor TFIID complex. The record is from RefSeq and is a predicted model, not a curated record. NCBI's taxonomy places the organism in Eukaryota, Fungi, Ascomycota, Saccharomycetes, Saccharomycetales, Saccharomycetaceae. The coding region runs from base 1 to 1926 and encodes 641 amino acids.